Daphnia carinata is the source of this 987-nucleotide messenger RNA. Its product is annotated as proclotting enzyme-like. The record is from RefSeq and is a predicted model, not a curated record. Bases 1 to 930 code for a protein of 309 amino acids. Gene Ontology annotation, molecular function: serine-type endopeptidase activity. NCBI's taxonomy places the organism in Eukaryota, Metazoa, Arthropoda, Branchiopoda, Diplostraca, Daphniidae. Gene Ontology annotation, biological process: proteolysis. The transcript has 9 exons.
AUGAAGACCAUCAACAGCGUUGAUAGACACUUCACAAACAAGAGAAGUUAUUUCUUCGCAGUUAGGGUGUCGUGCAGAGCAUCUCGAGGAAAAGCGUUUGGCAUCAACUUUGCAGUCGCGCAAAGGCAAGAUGCAUUCAUUGUCGAAGGUGACAGUGUAACAAACGAGAGAAAUGCUAGAAUGGUUGGGGCUGACGAAGCCGUUCGGAAUCAAUACCCAUUUAUGGUGGCUGUAAUGAAACACAGUGAUGCAGUAACAGAUGAAUAUUCUCUGUAUUGUGGAGCUUCUUUGAUCAGUUCGACUCAAAUCCUGACGGCUGCCCAUUGCGUAAAUGAUGUCGAAACUAACAAGGUGUUGGGUCCCGAGUGGUUUAUCGUGCUGCUUGGAAUGCACUUCAUGAACGAAUCGAUGAACGAUGCCCAAGUGACCAAACGAGUGAUUAAGGUCAUGGUCCAUGAAGAAUUUGAUUCAAUAAGUCACUUUAACGACAUCGCCAUCUUGACAAUGGAGACGUCUGUGGUUUUCACGUCAACCAUUUCACCCGUUUGUCUGCCACCGAAUGGCUCCAGUGACCAAUAUUUUAACAGAAUUGCCAUUGCACAAGGAUGGGGACGUACCCAAGAGAAGGGGAAAAAUUCCGAUUUUCUCCGUCACGUUGGUAUACGCAUUAUUUCCAACACAUUAUGCAGGAAGAGUUACAUGGAAGAAGGAAAAAUUGCUGAUCAUAUGCUUUGCACCUGGUUGUCUGGCAAAGACGCUUGUCAGAAUGACAGCGGUGGUCCAUUGAUAAUUGCAGGCGAACAUCAGAAAUGCUCAUGGAUUCAGGUCGGAAUCGUCAGUUUUGGACGUGGAUGUGCAAGGAGAUUUCCUGGGGUUUACACGAGACUGACGUCAUUUUUGCCUUGGUUAAACAGACAUUUGAAAGUGUGAAUGAGAAAGAGAACUGUUUAGUAGCUCCUUAUUAGUUAGCACAACCAAAUUUGUGUC